Ochotona princeps (American pika) is the source of this 954-nucleotide messenger RNA. RefSeq names its product centriolar and ciliogenesis-associated protein HYSL1-like. Gene Ontology annotation, cellular component: centriole; non-motile cilium. NCBI's taxonomy places the organism in Eukaryota, Metazoa, Chordata, Mammalia, Lagomorpha, Ochotonidae. The record is from RefSeq and is a predicted model, not a curated record. Gene Ontology annotation, biological process: cilium assembly.
AUGAAGGAACUCAUGGGACCUGAUGGACAAACAUGGGCCAAUAUGGAUCCAGAAGAAUGAAAUUUAGCAGCUGCUACAGCUUUAGCCCAUAUUUGUGCAAGACAGGGUGAGGGAGAUGUCAGGAGAGAAGCCCAGUCUGCUCAGUAUGAUCCCUACAGUAAAGCUUCAGUGACCCCAGGGAAGCCAGCUGCUCUUCCUGUGCAACUGCAGUACCCACAUGUAGAAAGUCAUGUCACUUCAGAAACAGGCUCAGAAGUCUCCCAAAGACUGAGAAAGCCAGUGAUGAAAAGAAAAGUGCUCCGGAGAAAGCCAGAUGGGGAGGUGUUAGUUACAGAUGAGUCGAUGGUCAGCGAAUCAGAAUCAGGUACAGAAAGUGAUCUGUAUCUCUGUGACUUAAGACAGAAGCUGAUGAAUCUGCAGUUCCAAGAAGACAGGGAAUCCCCAGUUGAUAUUUCACAAAAAUUUAAUCCACCACAUGAAUACCAAGGAAUCUCUCAAGAUCAGUUCAUUCGCUAUCUACAAAGAGAAGGAAUGGGCCCCCCAGCUUAUGAACAAAACCUGAUUGUGGCCAACAGACCCAAGUCUUUCAUUCUUCCCAAACUGGACCAGUUAAGCCGCAAUCGAGGCAAGAUAGACCGUGUAGCCCGGUAUUUUGAGUAUAAACGUGACUGGGAUUCAAUGCGAAUACCUGGUGAAGACCACAGGAAGGAGUUACGCUGGGGCAUCCGAGAGCAGACGCUUUGUAGAGCAGAACCCCAGCCCAAACCUCAGCAUAUCUAUGUUCCAAACAAUUACUUAGUACCAACUGAGAAGAAAAGAUCCGCCCUCCGUUGGGGUGUUCACUGUGACCUUGCAAAUGGGGUCAUGCCCAGGAAACUUCCCUUUCUUCUCCUUCCUGAGUUGUCUUGCUUGUCUCUCCUUUCACAGGGCAGUCGGCCUUACUAUCUCUCUUAA